AUAAUCGAAAAUGGCCGACUUACACACGUUGGGAUUUAUUGGGACGAUAGAAGAAGAUGAAGAGAUCGAUGUGGCUCAAGAAUCUUCAGCUAGUGAAGAUGAGGGUACAUCGGUGAAGCAGCAGCAGAAGAAGAAAAAAAUAGGAAACAAUGAGUUCAACAGCUUCUUCUCAUUCACAGAUCAAUAUGACAUUGCAGACACAUUUGAUCCAGAUGUUGUGCUCAAAAUGGCCAAGAAGAGAAAAUCUGCUUCGUCCCUUGAUGACAAAAUAGCUGAAGCUAGAAAAAAGAGGAGGAAAGCGGAUGCUGAUGAGAAUGGUAAUGUUAACAACAAGGCUGGUAGUGAUGAUGAAGUGGAAGAAGAUAUGGAGAGUUCCUCAGAUGAGGAUGAAGAUCUCAAACCUGACAUGAUUAGAACAAAAGAGAAAAAGAAGAAGAAAAAGCAGAAAAAUGUUGCUGAAGAGGAAGUUGAGAGUGAGAAAAUUGAGUUUUCUGAAUCGAUUGAUUCCUUUGAUGAUACAAUUCUUUUUCAAGACAUGCAUAUAUCCAGACCCUUACUGAAGGCUCUUAGCACAAUGAACUUUGUGCGUCCCACCCCAAUUCAGUCAUCCACUAUCCCUGUGGCUCUGCUGGGUAAAGACAUCUGUGCCUGUGCUGUAACAGGGUCAGGUAAGACGGCAGCAUUUAUGUUACCGAUCCUGGAGAGACUUCUGUACCGUCCGAAGCAAACAUCAGUGACCCGUGUGUUGAUCCUAGUACCCACACGUGAGUUGGCGGUACAGGUUCAUACUGUGGGGAGACAGCUGGCCCAGUUCACAAACAUCGACCUGUGUCUCUCUGCUGGUGGGUUGGAUGUGAAGAGCCAGGAAGCUGCACUAAGGAUGGGUCCAGACAUCGUUGUGGCUACUCCUGGACGACUGAUUGACCAUCUCCACAAUGCCCCCAACUUCAGCCUCAGUAAUAUCGAGAUCCUUGUGUUGGAUGAAGCAGAUAGGAUGUUGGAUGAGUACUUUGCAGAGCAGAUGAAGGAGAUUAUUCGUCUGUGCAGUCUACAGAGGCAGACCAUGCUGUUUUCCGCCACCAUGUCAGAGGAGGUGAAGGACUUGGCAGCAGUGUCCUUGAAGAACCCAGUGAAAGUCUUCAUGAAUGAGAAUACUGAUGUCGCUCUCAGUCUGCGGCAGGAGUUCAUCAGGAUACGUCCCAACCGAGAGGGUGACAGAGAGGCCAUUGUUUCAGCGCUGGUGACCCGCACCUUCUGUGACAAGUGUAUGGUGUUCAUACAGACCAAGAUCCAGGCACAUCGGAUGCACAUCAUUCUGGGGCUCCUCGGUGUGAAUGUCGGGGAACUACACGGCAAUCUCUCACAGGCCCAGAGAUUGGAGACCUUGAAAAGGUUCAAGGAUGGGGACAUAGACGUGAUGCUGGCCACUGACCUGGCCUCUAGAGGACUGGACAUUGAUGGGGUCAAGACGGUGAUAAACUUCACAAUGCCAAACACCGUCAAGCAUUAUGUUCAUCGCGUCGGGAGAACGGCCAGGGCUGGGAAGAGUGGACGAUCUGUCACACUUGUGGGAGAAAAAGAGAGGAAAAUGCUGAAAGAUAUUGUGAAGAAGGCCAAAACGCCCCUGAAGAGUCGAGUGGUGCCUAUGGAGGUGAUCAGUAGGUUCCGAGACAAGAUCGAUGUGUUAGAAGAGGACGUCAAGGAGAUCAAGCGUGAGGAGAUUGAAGAGAAGGAGAUGAAAGCAACAGAGAACAAGAUCAACAAAGCCAAGAACCUGCUGGAGGCAGAUCAGGAUGCCCGGAGUCGAGGGAAGAGGACCUGGUUCCAGUCCCAUGGGGAAAGAAUGGCAGAGAAAGAAUCACUUAGACUGGGAGAUUUCUCGAAACAAAAGAAGGGAAAGAAAUCAACUGCAAAGAAACUUACACCGGAAGACCGUGUAGGUUUUGAGAUCACCAAGUCUCAGAUGUAUGCAGCUAAGGUCUCCAAGAAGAGCAACAAGCCAAAGAGAAUACGCAUGUUUAAUGACAAUGAGGGAAGUCAAGGAACCAAACCCAAAAUAAAGAGUAAGAAGAAAUCCUCUUUUGACCUGGAACUUACAAGUACUGGGAAGUCUGCAGUCAAGAAGUUCCGUGCUGGACCAUCCUACCAGGAACGCAAGGACUUGGGACUGGUGGGGAAGAAGAAGAAGGGCGGUAAUCCACACAGUAAUAAGCAGCCGCAGGGAAAGAAGCUGCAGGGAAAGAAGCCGCAGGGCAAGAAGCCGCAGGGCAAGAAGCAAUCACAAAAUAAAAAGAAAAGGAAACACUGAAGCCAUCUGUCAAGCAAUUUUUGAGUGUAUAGUUUGUAAAAUAAACAAGAUGUAUCAUA
Molecule: messenger RNA, 2367 nt
Organism: Haliotis rubra (blacklip abalone)
Lineage: Eukaryota; Metazoa; Mollusca; Gastropoda; Lepetellida; Haliotidae
Product: probable ATP-dependent RNA helicase DDX27
Molecular function (GO): nucleic acid binding; RNA helicase activity; ATP binding
Source: RefSeq, a predicted model, not a curated record